Molecule: messenger RNA, 2391 nt
Organism: Antrostomus carolinensis (chuck-will's-widow)
Lineage: Eukaryota; Metazoa; Chordata; Aves; Caprimulgiformes; Caprimulgidae
Gene: EPHA4
Product: EPH receptor A4
Exons: 12
Biological process (GO): protein phosphorylation; axon guidance; ephrin receptor signaling pathway
Cellular component (GO): dendrite; plasma membrane
Molecular function (GO): protein binding; ATP binding; transmembrane-ephrin receptor activity
Source: RefSeq, a predicted model, not a curated record
CUCCAUCCCCAAUUGCUUUGAUCCAGGCUAAAGAGAUAACAAGGCACAGCGUUGCCUUGGCUUGGCUGGAACCCGACAGGCCAAAUGGAGUUAUUCUGGAGUAUGAAGUCAAAUACUAUGAAAAGGACCAAAAUGAGCGCAGCUAUCGCAUUGUGAAGACAGCCUCCAGGAAUACUGAUAUCAAAGGCUUGAAUCCCCUGACUUCAUAUGUUUUUCACGUGAGGGCCAGGACAGCAGCAGGCUAUGGAGACUUCAGUGGACCAUUUGAGUUCACAACUAACACAGUUCCUUCCCCCAUCAUUGGCGAUGGUACCAAUCCCACAGUGCUUCUUGUUUCAGUGGCUGGCAGUGUUGUUCUUGUGGUCAUUCUCAUUGCAGCCUUUGUCAUCAGCAGGAGGCGCAGUAAGUACAGUAAGGCUAAGCAAGAGGCAGAUGAGGAGAAGCAUUUGAACCAAGGUGUUAGAACAUAUGUGGAUCCUUUUACAUAUGAGGAUCCAAACCAAGCUGUGAGGGAAUUUGCUAAAGAAAUUGAUGCGUCCUGCAUAAAGAUUGAAAAAGUUAUUGGUGUGGGCGAAUUUGGUGAAGUAUGCAGUGGACGUCUCAAGGUACCAGGAAAAAGAGAGAUCUGUGUUGCUAUCAAGACUCUAAAAGCUGGUUACACUGAUAAACAAAGGAGAGACUUCCUGAGUGAGGCCAGCAUCAUGGGACAAUUUGACCAUCCCAAUAUCAUCCACUUGGAGGGUGUAGUUACUAAAUGUAAACCGGUAAUGAUUAUAACUGAGUACAUGGAGAAUGGCUCCUUGGAUGCCUUCCUCAGGAAGAACGAUGGCAGAUUUACAGUCAUCCAGUUGGUGGGAAUGCUUCGUGGCAUUGGCUCAGGAAUGAAGUAUCUGUCUGACAUGAGCUAUGUGCAUCGGGAUCUAGCUGCUCGAAACAUACUCGUCAACAGCAACUUGGUCUGCAAAGUGUCUGACUUUGGCAUGUCCCGAGUCCUGGAAGACGACCCUGAAGCAGCUUAUACCACACGGGGUGGUAAGAUCCCCAUCAGGUGGACUGCACCAGAGGCAAUUGCCUACCGUAAAUUUACAUCGGCGAGUGAUGUGUGGAGCUAUGGCAUCGUCAUGUGGGAAGUGAUGUCCUAUGGAGAGAGGCCUUACUGGGAUAUGUCCAAUCAAGAUGUUAUUAAAGCCAUUGAAGAAGGGUAUCGGCUGCCACCCCCGAUGGACUGCCCCAUUGCUCUCCAUCAGCUGAUGUUAGACUGCUGGCAGAAGGAACGCAGUGACAGGCCUAAAUUUGGACAGAUAGUCAACAUGCUGGACAAACUCAUCCGCAACCCCAACAGCCUGAAGAGGACAGGCAGUGAGAGCUCCAGACCUAGCACAGCCCUGCUGGAUCCUAGCUCCCCUGAGUUCUCGGCGGUUGUUUCUGUUAGUGACUGGCUCCAAGCCAUUAAAAUGGAGCGAUACAAGGAUAACUUCACAGCUGCUGGCUAUACCACCCUAGAGGCUGUGGUGCAUAUGAACCAGGAUGACCUGGCAAGGAUUGGGAUCACUGCCAUCGCACACCAGAACAAGAUCUUGAGCAGCGUUCAAGCAAUGCGCACCCAAAUGCAACAGAUGCACGGCAGGAUGGUUCCCGUCUGAGCCAGCACUGAAUAAACUCAAAACUCUUGAAAUUAGUUUACCUCAUCCAUGCACUUUAAUUGAAGAACUGCACUUUUUUUACUUCGUCUCCUCGCCCGUCGAAAUAAAGAUCUGCAGCAUUGCUUGAUGUACAGAUUGUGGAAACUGAGCGUGUGUGUUGGGAGGGAGGCCUCCAGAAAUGACAAGCCGUCAUUUUAAACCAGACCUGGAACAAAUUGUUUCUUGGAACAUACUUCUCUGUUGAUCAACGAUAUGUAAAAUACAUGUAUCUAUAUAAAUAUAAAGUCACAUUCAAGUUCUGAUGCUAUGUUUGCUGCCAGAUACUGUGCUUAAAAAACAAAAACAAAAUUACUUUCCUUCUCCUUGUGACCUGUAGGAUUACAACCAUAGUGUUUUAUUUGUGGGUGAAACCACCGUUGUGCAUCUUUCACUGGAAUGAAGAAUCUGCCCUAGGAUAUUUUUUGCAGACUUGUUGCAUCACUAAUACCUUGCAGAAACUUCAGUGAGAAUAUCAUUUAACUAAUCAGUGCCUGCCAGUUAGUGAUCUACCCAUUUACAGGCUUGAGACAUGAAAUGACGCACCUCAUGGAUUACUGGGCAAAACUGGACUCCUGGCUCUUGUGCUGUGCUGAAGCCUACCACUUAAAGACAUUUUGUGAGCAUCUUGCCAGUAGUCAGCUGUGACAAUCGUGGCUGUGGAGCUUUCAGACUUCCUUUCUCUUUCAAGAAGCAAUUCCAUUUGCCACAC